Molecule: messenger RNA, 1657 nt
Organism: Salvia miltiorrhiza (redroot sage)
Lineage: Eukaryota; Viridiplantae; Streptophyta; Magnoliopsida; Lamiales; Lamiaceae
Exons: 2
Coding region: 225-1139 (304 amino acids)
Source: RefSeq, a predicted model, not a curated record
CGACGCGUGUGACCAUCACGCUCCACUUGUCCUUGUGCCUCUCCCUUUUCUCCCUAUUAUUCUUUUUUCCUUUUCCAUCUUCUCAAUCUCAAAUUACCCUCGGAAAAGAACCCUAAAUUCCACAACAAUUUGAUUAUUCCUGAAUUCCCAAAUGAGCCAAACACAGUGAUUCUUAUUCGAGAAUUUCCAAAUUAGAUUGUUCGAAGCUUAGGGUUUUUUGGAGAAUGGGCAAAAACGAGGACGAUUUGCAGCUAUCGAUUUACAGGCCGCCGAUCUUCACCGGCGGGUGUUUGGAAAUCCGCCUCUUCUACGUCCGAAUCGCCCCCUGCGCGGUGGAGAACCUCCCGGACCAGCUGAAGCUCCGCCACCUCAGGCGGGAGGUGGGCGUCUCGUUCGAGAUCAACGGCGCGCGCAUCCCCUCGUCCGACGCCGUCUCCAUCACUCUCCGCCGCGAUCGCGUCAACAAGGACUCCUCCGAGGUGACGUACGUCAGCACCGAUAGCGUCAAGAUAUCGGGCCCCGCGGAGUUCGAGGUGUGCGAGGAGAGGGAUGAUUUGGAUUUGAUCCUCUGUGGCUCGCUGGAGAAGGCUGACGCCUGGAGCAAUGAGAGCGCGUUGGAUAACGAUUCGAAAUCGGGGUGGAGUAUCGAGUGCUACGCGGCGACGCCCAUCACGAAUAAGAGCUCGGCGCUCCUGCAGCCGAGGAAAGGGGGAUGCUCCCCAUCCAUCGAAGUUUAUGUAGCCGGUUGUUGCUCCGGAACGCCUGUGAUUUUGAUGAAGACGGUGUUGGUUAGCCCGCGGAGGAAGGCGAGGCAAGGAAUGAUGCUUGAUGCAAUCCCCGAGGACGAGGAGAUGGGGAAGGAACAAGGGAAUUUGUGUAAUGGGCUGGUGAGACAGCGAAAAUUGCAGUUAAUGGCAGCUGAUAUGGAUGAUGAGGAGUCGGAGGGGAAAGUUGCAUACAGCUAUUACUCUGAAGAUAUGUAUCCUGGUGAAGACGGGCAGCUCUCGUGGUUCAAUGCUGGUGUAAGGGUUGGUGUGGGGAUAGGGCUAGGGAUGUGCCUUGGUGUCGGGAUAGGUGUCGGGCUGCUGAUGAGAUCAUACCAAGCCACGACUAGGGGUUUCAGGAGGAGGUUCUUCUAAUUCGGUCAUCCUCACUUAGGGAAAAACGUAGGAAUAUCGCAUUGGAGAUGGAAGCAUACUACCACCACCACAACGCAGCCUAGGAGGCGAGAAGCUCUAUAGUAUAUAGCAUUUCACGGGGUUGUUUACAAAAGUCGUGUCUCGUAAAAAAGGGUGCCUGCCGCUUUGAGGAAGGGCGUCGUCCAACAAUGUGUGUGCCACCGGGUAAUGUUUGUGUAGCGAAUGUGAUAUAAUUGGCCUUGUGUGAAGUACUCUUGUGUAUCUUCCCUCUUAGAUGUAUAUCGUCUUUUCCCCCAACAGAUCAUUUUUGUGUAGUUAUUUUUUUUUUUAUUUUUUUUACUUUUUCCUUUUUUACUCUCAAAGUCCAGACAUGUUAAGCCAAUUUUGUUCUCUUCACUGUCCAAAUAAGUAGCCAUUUGCGGUACAAGCCAUUGCUGCUUUUGUAAUGCAUUGCUGUAGAGUUGUUUGUGUUGUUCGAGAUCACUUAUUCUGUUUAAUUCCAUGCCUAUUUACUUACA